AUGCGGGUCAAUCCAGCUUAUAUAUCAAUCGGGACGAAUCGAUCUUCAUCUUGUUCAGCUUGCACAUCGAAUGGUUUACUCGCUUUUGGAGCAGGCAAAUUAGUCGCUUUAUGGGACACUGAAUCAUCUCAAGGAGUAUGCGAAACUCUCCCGGGGCAUAAAGGUCAGAUCACCACUUUGAAACUAUUGGGAAACGAUCAAUUUAUAUCAGGAGAUACUGUUGGGGAGAUCAGGGUAUGGGGUCAAAAGGACGAUAAAUGGAUAUGUGAACAAAAGUGGAGUGCCCAUGAAGGGUCUUCGAUAUCUGCUAUAGGUACAGGAAAAGACCUAGUCCUUACAGGGGGUUCAGAUGGUUCGAUAAAAGUCUGGAAAUGGAAUAAAGGUAAAGGGGAAGUGGGGAUGAGUUUAGAGGAGAUUCAGAAAAUUCAGAUUAAAGGGAAAUUACCUUUGGAUAUAGAAUUGACUUAUUUACCUGGAUCGAAUUCCCCAAUACUAGCUGUAGGAGCAACUGAUCGACUUAUCCGAAUAUACACCUUAUCACCUGCUGGAAACUUCGUCCAUUCUUUAUCUCUGGAAGGACAUGAAGAUUGGGUUAGGUGUCUUUCCUUCACUUCUUAUCCUUCCUCUUCUGAUGCGACGAAAGAAGAUCUAUUAUUAGCUUCUGGAUCUCACGAUAAUUUCGUACGUUUGUGGAGAGUAUCCCAAAUAGAGGCACAAGAGCCACGGGAAGAAAAGUCAUCAGAGGAAGGGUUGGAUCUACUCGAUGAAUUUGAAAGAAGGUUGAAUGGUGAAGGCAGUGGUCAGAUUUCAACCAAGGCUCAUGUGAUGGCAGUACAAGAUGGCGAUCAAUCAUUACGGUACAACAUAACCCUCGAAGCUCUACUCAUAGGUCACGAAUCCAGUUUGACCAAUAUUCAUUGGUCACCUCCCUCAACGACUUCGUCACCUUUACUACUGUCCACUGCUGCCGACAACUCGUUGAUCAUGUGGGUUCCAUCAUCACUCUCCACCUCUACAGAUGGGAUAUGGGUACCUGAGCAUCGGUUUGGAGCAAUUGGUGGAAGAGGAUUGGCGUUUUACGGUGCGAUCUGGGGUAAAGACGGUGAAAGUGUUAUGGCCGGAGGAUGGAAUGGUGGAUGGGAAAGAUGGGUCAAAAGUGAUGAAGGAUGGGAAGUCAGAAGUGGUGUGAACGGUCAUUAUGGUGAUGUACAAAGUAUAGCCUGGGAUCCAAGAGGAGAAUAUUUGAUUUCCGUUGGGUCCGAUCAGACAUCUCGUAUACACGCCGAAUCAUCUAUCCCAUCUUCAUCCACUUCUCGUUGGGCAGAAAUUGCCAGACCUCAGAUACACGGAUAUGAUAUGACUGAUAUAGCCUUCAUCUCUCCUUUGAGAUUCGUCAGUGGUGCAGAUGAGAAAGUAGCUAGAGUUUUCGACGCUCCUGAAGGAUUCGUAGAAUCACUGAGGACAUUGGGAGUCAGCGAAGGUAGUAGAAACGAAGAAGGGUCAAGACCAAAAGGAGCUACUGUACCUCCAUUAGGAUUGUCAAACAGGGCUCUACAGAAAGCUCCUGCAGCAGAAGAGGCAAUUGAGAAACACGGUCAAAAUGAAGCUAUAAUUUCCAUCUCACAUACACUUACAUCGCUCCCCACAGAAGAAGAAUUAGCAACAUCAACUCUAUGGCCUGAAAUUGAGAAGAUAUAUGGACAUGGAUAUGAACUUGUUUGUGUAGCAUCUUCACAGUCUGGUGACCUGAUAGCUACAGCAUCAAAAGCGACGAAUGCCGAAUAUGCUGGUAUAAGAGUUAUAUCCACUAAGAAUUGGGAAAUAUUCGGUGAUGUCUUAAAUGGUCAUUCUUUAACUGUCACCAGGAUAGUGUUUAGUCAGGAUGAUCAAUUCAUCUUAACAUGCUCAAGAGAUAGAGGAUGGAGAAUAUUCGAAACAUCAGAUAAAGGUUAUACAUUAUUAGCGAAAGACGAGAAAGCUCAUUCUAGAAUGGUGUUAGAUGCCACUUGGGCUAAAACGGAAGAAAAUGGAAAAUCAUGUUUGUUUGCUACUGCCUCAAGGGACAAAACCGUAAAAAUCUGGAUACCUUCCGAAGAAGAUCGAUCUCAAUGGAUAGCAGCAGAUACUAUCAAGUUUACCGAAGCUACUACUGCUGUAGAUAUCAUUUCGUAUCAAGAUAGUUAUCUAUUAGCAGUCGGUACUGAGACCGGCUCGAUCUCAAUCCAUUCUCUCAAGCAAGUUGAGGAUAAGGUAGAGUCAAAGGAGCUGAUCAGCUUAGAAUCAAGUAUAUCACACGUUGCACCGGUCAACCGACUCGCCUGGAGAUGGAAAGGUGAUCGUGUGCAGUUGGCCAGCUGUAGUGAUGAUCGAAGCGUCAGAGUGUUUGAUGUUGAGGUGUAG
Kwoniella shivajii is the source of this 2400-nucleotide messenger RNA. RefSeq lists its product as uncharacterized. Gene Ontology annotation, biological process: tRNA wobble uridine modification. Bases 1 to 2400 code for a protein of 799 amino acids. Lineage: Eukaryota; Fungi; Basidiomycota; Tremellomycetes; Tremellales; Cryptococcaceae. Gene Ontology annotation, molecular function: protein binding. The transcript has 7 exons. Gene Ontology annotation, cellular component: elongator holoenzyme complex. The record is from RefSeq and is a predicted model, not a curated record.